GUUCGCGAGCAUUCCCACUGGCAAGCAUGGCGGCGGUGGACAGCUUCCACUUGCUGUACAGGGAAAUUUCCCGAUCGUGCAGUUUUUACUUUGAAACGCUGGCAGUGGUCGGUGCUCUGUACACCGCCAGCAGGGCUGUUAUCUUGCUCCGAGACUGCUGCGUGUUGGUCAGGGUGCAUUUCCUACCCAGAAUGAUCCCAAGUCGGAAGCUGACCCAAAUAUAUGGAGACUGGGCUGUCAUUUAUGGUGCAUCCCAGCCAGUGGCCCAAGCCUAUGCUGAGGAGCUGGCCAGGCAAGGCCUAAACAUCAUUUUUGUCACCCAGGACCGCGCUGACAUUGGAGACUUUGCCACGCAUCUCUCCCAAAGCUACGGCGUUGAAACUCUCCUGGUCCACGCCGACGUGUGCUGGAACCAGGCGGCCGCCAAGCCGGUCAAAGAAGCUCUGCGGGGUAAAGACGUCGGUUUCCUCGUGAACUGUGUGGACGAGUCGGGCGCUUCACCCCAGAUCCUGAUUGAGAUGCCUGAACAGAAACUGAUGGAUGUGGUGGCGAGGAACAUUGCGACCGCCACGUUGCUGACCCGUGUGGUGUUACCGGGCAUGGUGGAGCGCAGCAGAGGAGCCGUGGUCAAUAUCUCCAUCGGUGCUUGCUGUAGGCCGCUACCUGGAAGAGUGAUGCUCACGGCUUCUACUGGCUAUUUGGAUCACUUCUCCCGGGCUCUCCACCUUGAGUACUCCGGACGAGGAAUCUUUGCUCAAAGUCUGAUUCCGUUCAAGAUCGCCUCCAGUAAGCGUCAGCCGCCAUCGUCCACAGAAGGCUGGUUUGCGCCAACGCCGGAGGUCUACGCUCGCCACGCCAUCUCCACCCUGGGCGUGUCAAACAGAACUACAGGCUACUGGCCUCACACGCUGCAGAAUGGACUCAUGAGGUGCAUCCCAGAGUGGAUUUGGGUUCUGGGGUCGCGAAUGUUCAUCAGUUAGACUUAAAAUGAGGCUCUUUGUCCACCUGCUUACUGGCUUAUACCAAUGUUGGCUUGGGAUCAUUCUUCAAAAACAAGGUUAUACAUGUGUGCAUUGUGUUGGUGUAAUGCAGUCCUUUCCAUACAUUUAUUUAUUUAUGGUGGGCCGCUACAAUGUUUGCUCUCACUCAUAAACACAUUAUACUGGGACUGCCUGUGAAGUUAGCUUGCCGUUCCAAUUCCGUACAGAAGGUUGCAAAUAUGCCUCGUAACCCCGCUUCUUGACACACCUCAUACACCAGGGGCCUCGUUUAUAAAAGUGUGCGUGCAACUGAACAUUAUGAAAGACAAACCACAGAAUGCACAUACGCACAAAUAACAUUUUGAUUUACAAAGCCAUGCUAAGCAAACUUCGAAUUAUAAUUCAGAAUUUGAAUUGAAUUGUGCAUAGAAGAGUUUCUCCCUGGUGUCCUCCCAGGACUCCUCCCACAACCAUCCAUAAAUAUGAUGAUGAGUUCAAAAAUCACAUGUUGGACUGUCAAUGACUGAAGACAGAGAUGUCGUCAGAUAUUUUCAGAUUGAUGCUGAUUACGUCGCGCACCGUCAGAAAAAUAUUUUUGGAGGGCUAAUUAACAUCAUCCAUCCAUCCAUCCAUCCAUGAGACUCUACUCAUGUUUAAAGAGUAGUUGAAACAUAGCUUCCCCUACUUGAAAGACCAGCAGCUGCCACUGGCAUACAGCCUGAGUUUCCCUCCAUCCACCCAUUUUCUACCGCUUGUCCCUAUCAGGGUUGCGGGGGGUGCUGGAGCCUAUCUCAGCUGCAUUUAGGCAAAAGGCGGGGUACACCCUAAGUCGCCACCUCAUCACAGGGUCAACACAGAUAGACAGACAACAUUCACACACUAGGGCCAAUUUAGUGUUGCCAAUCAACCUAUCCCCAGGUGCAUGUCUUUGGAGGUGGGAGGAAGCCACGCAGUCACAGGGAGAACAUGCAAACUUCACACAGAAAUACCCUGAGCCCGGGGAUCGAACCCAAGACCUUUGUAUUGUGAGGCAAAUGCAUGCACCGUGCGGCCCUAAUUAACAUCAUGUAUAAUUAAAAAUAACAUUUAGAAUUUGAAUGUCAGUACUUAACCAAUCACAGUGGCAACUCCUCUGCGACUGAGAACUGUUGCUGAUAUGUUGACAUCUUAGUCCAAAUAAUAUUUUUAUUAUUUACGUCUUUAUUUUGUCAGAAUGCAAAGCAGACAUUCCGUUGCAUGACACAAGUAGUCAUUGCAAGCAAUAUUUAAAGCUCUUGUCGGCAAUUGUCCCGCAUACGAGAUGAUUUCAAUACAUUAGUGGCACCAAUAAUGUGUUUUUGUACAGCUGUUUGUAUUAAGAAUAUUUGCGUGGUAAUAAUAAUAUUGUUAGGUUGAAUGGUGGUUGUGUAUAUGCUGCGUGAGAUGUAAACAGCACUCCAACCUUGUUAUAAACUCUCAAAUUCACAAUUUUUUGUAAAAAGUUCAGGGUAAUUAUUUACUUAAAUGCAUAACAUGAUUUUAUCUGAUAUCUAUUCUAAUCUAAUCUCUAUAAUUUACUUGCGUUCGUAGUCGCCGUGCUAUCCUAUGAACCGUCACCUGCUGGGACUGUUUGUGUUUUGCAAUCAACACCCAUUCCAGGACAACUGUUUGGACAGAAUAAAGUACCGAUCAUUUAAACAA
Messenger RNA from Nerophis lumbriciformis (worm pipefish), 2660 nucleotides. RefSeq names its product hydroxysteroid dehydrogenase like 1 (gene hsdl1). Gene Ontology annotation, cellular component: mitochondrion. NCBI's taxonomy places the organism in Eukaryota, Metazoa, Chordata, Actinopteri, Syngnathiformes, Syngnathidae. The record is from RefSeq and is a predicted model, not a curated record.